Carassius auratus (goldfish) is the source of this 6289-nucleotide messenger RNA. It is a transcript of the gene cep170ab, whose product is annotated as centrosomal protein 170Ab. The transcript is spliced from 19 exons. Gene Ontology annotation, cellular component: centriole. The record is from RefSeq and is a predicted model, not a curated record. The coding region runs from base 135 to 4196 and encodes 1353 amino acids. NCBI's taxonomy places the organism in Eukaryota, Metazoa, Chordata, Actinopteri, Cypriniformes, Cyprinidae. Gene Ontology annotation, molecular function: protein binding.
GCUGCACCUCAGACUGGGAUGGGCAGAGCAGCGCUGCUCCGCGCACAAGAGCAGACGGAUGUCAUUCAUGGAAUAAACACAUUAGGAUUUAUUAGAUGUAAAAGGAGGAAAAGAGGAGGCCUGGUUAAGUCAAGAUGAGUUUGACAUCCUGGUUCUUGGUGAGUGGCGGGGGAACAAGGCAUCGCCUUCCCCGGGAAAUGAUCUUCGUGGGACGGGACGACUGUGAGCUUAUGCUACAGUCUCGUAGUGUUGACAAGCAGCACGCUGUCAUCAAUUAUGAAGUAGCUACGGAUGAACAUAAAGUUAAAGACCUGGGAAGCUUGAAUGGGACAUUUGUUAAUGAUGUACGUAUACAAGAACAGCAGUAUAUUACUUUGAACAUGGGUGACAAGCUACGGUUUGGCUAUGAUACCAACCUAUUCACCGUUGUGCGUGGAGAGUUACAUGUGCCAGAGGAAGCACUGAAGCACGAAAAGUACACCAGUCAGCUUCAGCUAACCAAGAAGCCUUCGCCAUCAGGAGAAACCACUAAAAGCCCCGAGGUCAAAGGGGCAGAGGGAGGAAAAGAUCCUGAGGCUAGACCUUCAGAACCACCCCCAAAACCAGAAGAGAAAGUGUCAGGUGACCUAGCUGUGCUCCACAGAGGAACCCCUCUUUAUGGACAGCCUUCUUGGUGGGGUGACGGGGACGCAGAUGACGAAAACUCUGGGAAGCACGAUGCAAAGGCCUCUGAGAAAAAACAAGGUAGAUGUGAAGCAGGCCGUAAGGACACUGCAGCAAAUCCUCAGGUAGGGCCAGGAUCUACAACGCAGAAUUUAGGGACCCAGGAACCAAGCUACUUUGAGAUCCCCUGUAAGGAGACUCCUCCAGUAGGUGGAGACACAGGCGAAAGCAUCCCUACUAGUUUAGAGGCAGUUGCCUCAGCUUCCACAAUCCCUGCGUCGGAGGGCGGCGCACAUGGACACGCCUCCUUCACUAUAGAGUUUGACACAGUGGCUUCGGGGAAGGGCAAAGAACGAAAUUCAAAGGGAUCUCAAGACCAUCGACAGUGGCCGAAAAGGGGGGCAGGGGAGGAGCUGAGUGCCUUGCAGGCUGCCAUGGUGGCAGCGGAGGUAAAGGUGGCAGACUGGCUGGCACAAAAUGAGCUGCCAUUAGCUCGCUCUGAAUCUGUUGCUGAGGAGGAUGGAGACAGCGUGAAGAGUGAUGUGCCGGUUCAGCUGAGAAGUCUUAAAGGCAGUAAACAUGAGGAUGGCACACAGAGUGACUCAGAGAAUAGCCGGAGGGCAUUCCUGCAGGAGCUUUACCGAGGAAGGCAGGGCGUGCAGAGGACAGAAGGGCCUUUCGGUGGGAGGGAUGAUCUCUUCCAGCACAAACCAUCGUCUGCAGCUAAAAAGAUGGUACCAGUAGGUGGUGAAGUUGGCAAAAGAGCUCACCGCUCUUCGCCACAGAAAGAAAACGUGCCCAGAGAGCAAAGCACUGGGUCUCAAGAGACUCCAAAUAGGGGACAUAUAGAUGACCAAAGUGAUCGAGGGACCUACACCAUUGAGCUGGAAAAUGGCAAUCCUGAGGAGGAAGAGGCCAGGCGUAUGAUUGAUAAGGUUUUUGGGGUGGAGGAUAACCAAGCCCUGACUAAACUGCGUUUUCCAAAACACCAGAGAGAUAGAGGAACCAUCUGUCCGAGAUCUGGGGAAAUGGAAACCAGACAGGCUGGUUAUAUCGGUGAAGAGGUGCUACCAGAUGACUUGGUUGUAGUAGGUGGUCCAAGGUGGGUCUCACAGUGGGCUAGUCUAGCUGCAAGUCAUAUUCGGACCGAUCCUGAGGGAUCCGGGGCUGAACCCACCAUGCUUUCCUCAGAUGAAAAAGCAGAUAUCAGUGCAUCUGAACGUAAAAGAAGGACCCUCCCUAAGCUCCCCUCUGAAGACUCUGCUAUGGAUCCACUGACUCCUGAGCGCACACAGAGCCAAUCCAGGCAGAACGUCUCUUCAUCAGAGAAACAGGAUCUAGAACUUCAGGAGAAAGUAGAUCAGAACAACAGAAUCUCUAAAACUGGGCAAAGAGUUUCAGGAAUGACCUCAGCUAGCACAGACGUUGAUCGGUCCAAAGUGAACAAGCCAACUCCGCCCAGAAUCCAGAGUAAAGUCAACCAACCAGGAGCUCAAGCUAGACAGAUCGAGAAGAAACAAGAUGAUGGAGGACGAAAGAAAGUAGAUGAGGAGCGAGAGAAGACAGGCAAGCCGCUACUGAGGCAAGAGAGCUUUACAGUGGAGCGGCCGAGUGCAAAUGUCCCCCUAGAACUCAUACCUUGCAUCGAUGGGCGCAGUGCAUCAACCCAGCCCAGGGAAAUGGGAGUCAUCAAUGAGGGCAUUGAUGCUGCCACCAUGCUAAAAGACUCAGAGGCUGUGGCUGCUUUUCUUGAAACCACUUUAUCAGACCUUGCUGAUCCACUGAGCUACUCCCUGGGGUCUGUAUCACCUGAAUCUGAUAUUGAUACGACAAGCACGCUCAGCCAAGCCGGAGGACAAGGAGGGCGUAAGACAGUCCAAAGGAAAAGAUCAGCUGGAGGUCCAGGCCGUGAAACAACCAAUAAAAACACCAGCACCUCAGAAAGGAAAGGCAAAGCUCAACCCUCUAGUUCCAGGGCUUGGACGUCUCUUGACCUGACAGAUGAUGACUUGAGCUCUUCUCUAACCCAUGACGCUUCGGUGAAACGACCUCAGGGUCGGGGUCAGAAUACCAGCUCUAAGGGAGAGCCAACAAGUGGCAAAACCAGAGGAGCAAAGACGACUGUAGCUCCUGCCCCCACCAGCUCUAAACCAACCACCCUUCCACGACCCAGACCCACUCGGGCUUCCCUUCUUCGCCGUGCACGACUGGGCGAAGCUUCUGACACCGACCUUGCUGAUGUCGAUCGCAUGUCUGUUGCUUCAGAGGCCUCUACUGCCAGUUCUGCAUCGAGGCCUUCCGCUGGGCGCAGGACCCUCUCUCGAAUUGAAGCGCUUGCCCAGCCACGGAGGCCACGAGUGGGCUCUCCUUCAGCUCGGAGUGACUCAGAAGCUACAUCAGGCAAGAUCAGGGGCUUCGUCCCACGCCCUGCCCCGGAAAGCACACUGCGGCUUGGCCUCCGCUCUACAGCAGCCUCUUCCUCUGUUACGGUCCCCAGAGCAAGAGCUAACAGCGCUUCCAAACUGCCCGAUAAGUGUCCUGGUACUCCACAUGUUCAAAGUACACCUGCAGCUGGUGGAAGGUGGCGCCGGGUACCAAUUGAAUACGCUUCUACCUCAGAGGAUGAAUAUGGAUCCAACCGUCACCCCACUCAACACACUCACACGCGCCCAAUGGCUCCACGGGUGACACAGCUAGGGGGCUCAGCCCCUGCAACACCCAGCCCUGGAGGCAUCUCCAUGUUACGACACCAGUCUAGCAGAGAACAGGAUGAUUACAUGAGAGAUUGGACUGCCCACAGUGAGGAGAUCGCCAGAAUCAGUCAAGAUCUGGCUAAAGAUCUGGCCAUGUUAGCGCGUGAGAUCCAUGACGUUGCCGGAGAGAUUGAUUCUGUUAGUCCUUCCUCUGCUCCCGCAGCUUCAGUUGAGGACCGUGUGUUUGAGGAUGUUCUGGGCAGCGCUCCAGAGAUCAGUGGCAGAGGUGUGGAACUAAGACCUCGCGUUGCUAUCAGCAGUCAGGAUUCCCGCGCCAUCCGCCGCAGGACCUGGAGCAGAGAGGAGGGUGUGCUGGACAGUUUGCUGUUGGCAUCGGUCUCCCAGCUCUCAGCAAAAAUCAAACAGGCCGUGGAAAAGACAGCCAACAAAAUCAGGAUUUUAUUUAAAGCCAAGGACCGAAAGUGGGAGGAGAUUGAAAGUAAACUGCAGGCAGAGAAUGAGGUGCCUCUCCUCAAGACCUCUAAUCAGGAGAUUUCGUCCAUACUCCAGAAUCUGAAGAGAGUGGAGCGACAGCUGCUAGUGAUUGAUAUAAUGGUGGACCCUGAUGGCACACUGGAUGCUCUGAGCAGUCUGGGUCUGACCAGUCCACUUAUGGCUGAGAACAGAGUAAGUCCUGGCUCACAAGGUCCAGCUGGCACCCAGGCUGUGGAUGUAUCCAGCAGUACGGCAGCGCUGGCCUCUGCCUACUCAGAGGUCGCAGAACGAGAUCCUGGCCUGCAGCAGAGGAGCAAAGAGCAGAAGACUGCCGAUCAAAGCUAAAUUACUCCGAACGGUUUACACUGACAUCCUGCACUGGUUUCCAAAGGCCAGCUCAACGGGACUUUUAUGUGAAUAAUGUGAGGUAUGCUAUUAAACUUCCUAUAUGGCACUGCAAUUAAAGGUAUGCUUCAUAAAUUCUAUUUAUCCUUGAACGUAUUUUCAAUAAUUAAAGAAAAUAUUUUUAAAUAUCAAUCAACUGUAACACCCCAUAGCCAGAAUGACUACACACAAGCAUUAAUUAUUGUGAGUUUCCGUCUUAAUAACCGGCAGUACUUUAGAUGUGCCCAGGUAGAUACAGAGCACAUGACUGUUGAACAGGAAGUGAAAUGUGAAAGUGUUGAGAUAUGAUUUACUCAAAACUGAGGUCAUGCUGUGUGUUGUCAAGUAUUGAUCCAAACUCCUUAUUCAAAGGGUUCAGAAUGAACAAUCUCCAAGCAUUAAAUUGACCAGUUAGACGGCAACAAAAUAUGUGAUUCAAAUCAAACCAUGAACUAAAUAAAACAUGUCCGACAACUUUUACCUCAGUGGGGAAUUUUCCAUCUUAAGUUUAUCUAGGAUGCAUAGAGUUCUUUUUUUUUCAGAACUCUGUGUGGAGACACAUAUGUGGACUAUUUCUCAUGUUAAGGCACCAGAACUAAUUUGAGAAGCCAAAUUACACAGUGACCUUGUCACAAAUAUGCAAUGAAUUCCCAUUGCCAAUAGGCACUAUACUAAUCAAAAGUCUGGGGUCCGGAAUAUUCAAAUGUUUUUGAAAUAUGCAUGCUCACUAUGACUGCAUUUAUUUGAUCAAAAUACAGUAAAACAUAUAAAACGUAUCAAUAUAAAGUAACUGUUUUCUAAAGUAAAAUAUUUCAAAAUCUAAUUUACUUCUUUGAUGGCAAAACUGAAUUUUGAGCAGCCAUUAAUUUAGUCUUCUAUAUGUCACUUGAUCCUUCGGGGGAAAAAAUUAAUUUGUGGAUUUGAUUCUCAAGAAACAUUUCUUAUUCUUAUUAUAUUAAUGUUGAAAGCAGUUGUGCUGCUUAAUAUUUUAUGUGAAAACUGUUUGACAUUUUUAAGCAUUCUUUGAUGAAUACAGUAGAAAGUUUAAAAGAAAAGAUUUACCAUCACUUUUGAUCAAUUAAAUGCAUCCCAGUUGAGUAAGUGUUCAUUUCUUGAAAAUGAAUACAAAUGAUAAAAUAUCUAACUGACCUCAAACUUUUGAACAUUAUAGUGUACAUUUGAACAAAAAAUAAUGCUAACAUUUUCUUGUAUAAACACCAACCAAAUCUUGAAACAAUAACCAAUAUCUUACAUAUUUUAGUCCAAAUAUAUAAAGCCAAUUUCUGCCAAACGUUUAAUACACCAAAAGUGUAUUCAUACCUUUAGUACACAUUGAGGUUGACUAUCUGAAAAUGAUCACCUAAAAAACAAUAUCGCAGUUGUUUUGCUGCUGUGAAGACAAUGAUAAAAUGUGUAUUACACUGGCCUUUAUAUGUGAUGCAUUUUUUAUGUUUCUUCUGUUGCAUUCUUAGAAACAAACCAAUCUAAUAUAUGAAGUGUAAAAAUCAAGCAUUGUCAUUUGGACCAGUCCUUCAAUUUGAUCUUUAUCUUUUGUAAAUGUAACCGUGAAUCAUUCCUCUGCACACCUUUCAUUAUAAUGUUACUGCUUACCUGUAGUUCUUCUAACAGUUGCCAUGUUCCUCCGAUACCUUCUUCAUAUAUGACUUAAUAUAUAAUAACCAAUUAGGAAUACACAAGUUGUCUCUGCCAUGUGAUAGCCAAUAGGAGGGCCUGGAUUUACCCAGAUGUCAGUCAAGCUUGUUAUGUCACGAAGUGCCCAUUAUCAAGGUCAUUAUCUGACGAUGUAGAUGUUAAACAUCAUGUUAUUUUGCACAUGCCAAUGAAAUCAACCUGUUCAAAUGAGUGUUGUGAACUGGGUACUUUGGCAGAUUGGAAAAUGGCUCAUUUUAUGUCAAAUGUCUUUGCAGGCCAUCUGGUUAGGUAGGUAGCAUGGUCAUUUUUCUCUCCUGUUGGCUUCCGUCUGCCUCAUACCAGUGGUGUUUACACAUGAAUGUAAAAAUAAUAAUAUUGAUUUAAUAAAGAACUUUCAUAUC